Aptenodytes forsteri (emperor penguin) is the source of this 1731-nucleotide messenger RNA. RefSeq names its product tripartite motif containing 28 (gene TRIM28). Bases 1 to 1731 code for a protein of 576 amino acids. Gene Ontology annotation, molecular function: transcription corepressor activity; zinc ion binding. The record is from RefSeq and is a predicted model, not a curated record. NCBI's taxonomy places the organism in Eukaryota, Metazoa, Chordata, Aves, Sphenisciformes, Spheniscidae. The transcript has 16 exons.
AUGGGGUGCUCAGAGGCAGAUUCGGUGACACCCGGCACCCGUUUCGGUGUCCCCGAGGGCUACUUGUGUCCCCGCUGUCCCCGCUCCCUCGGCGCACGACGGGCGCUGAUUGGCUGCUCCCGGAGGAGGCGGAGGCAGCUCCUGCGCGCGCAGCCGGCGUGGGUUCUCGAGCCCCUCGUGUUCGACUGCCCCAUCUGCAAACACCAGUGUCACCUGAAGGAUGUUGUGGAGAACUACUUCCUGAGGGACAGUGGGGCCGAGGCGGCCGCCACCAGCCAGGGGUCCAGUCAGUGCUGCACCAGCUGCGAGGACAACGCGCCGGCCACCAGCUACUGCGUGGAGUGCUCGGAACCGCUCUGCGAGACCUGCGUGGAAGCCCACCAGCGGGUCAAGUACACCAAGGACCACACGGUCCGGGCCGCAGGCAGCGGCAAGGCGAAGGAGGGGGAGCGCGCCGUGUACUGCUCUGUGCACAAGCACGAGCCGCUGGUGCUCUUCUGCGACACGUGUGACACACUCACCUGCCGUGACUGCCAGCUCAACGCGCACAAGGACCACCAGUACCAGUUCCUAGAAGACGCAGUGAGGAACCAGCGCAAGAUGCUGGCGACGCUGGUGAAGCGCCUGGGCGACAAACAAGCCAGCCUGCAGCGCUCCACCAAGGAAGUGCGCAGCUUCAUCCGCCAGGUGACGGACGUGCAGAAGCGGGUGCAGGUGGACGUGAAGAUGGCCAUCCUCCAGAUCAUGAAGGAGCUCAACAAGCGUGGCAAGGUGCUGGUGAGCGACGCCCAGCGGGUGACGGAGGGGCAGCAGGAGAAGCUGGAGCGGCAGCACUGGGCCAUGACCAAGCUGCAGCGGCACCAGGAGCACAUCCUCCGCUUCGCCUCCUGGGCCCUGGAGAGUGACAACAGCACCGCUCUGCUGCUCUCCAAGAAGCUGAUGGCCGAGAGCCCCGGGGACACGGCUGCGGGCGCUGAGCUCGCCAAUGGCCCCCCUGAAGCUGCUCUCAGAGGAGUGAAGAGGAGAAAACACCUUAAUUCUUCUGGGGAAGAGGAGAAGUUCGUUAAGAAGCUGCUCAUUAAGCGGAGCCGCCCCCCCGGGGGCCCGGUGAGCGCCCUCCUCCGCAAGGUGCCGCGGGUCAGCCUGGAGCGGCUGGACCUGGAUCUGUCAGGGGCGGCGCAGCCCCCCGUCUUCCGUGUCUUCCCCGGCACCUCGGCCGAGGACUUCAGCCUCAUUGUCAUCGAGCGGGGGGCGCAACCGCGGCCCCCCAUCCCCCUCACCGUCAAGGAGGAGCAGCAGGAGGCAGCCAUCAGGGACACCCAGGACACCAAGCCGGUGGGGCUGCUUCCCGAGCACCCCGGGGUGCUGGGACACCCCGGAUCCUCGUUGGGGCUGGGAUCUGUCCCCCCGGGAGCCCCCUCCGGUCCCGGGGUCUCCUGUUGCCGCGUCUGCUGUCAGGCCGGUGCCGUGGUGAUGUGUGACCGUUGCGAGCGCUGCUACCACCUCGACUGUCACCUCCCCGCCCUCCAGGAGGUCCCCAGCCCCGAGUGGAGGUGUCUGCUGUGCCAGGACCUGCCGCCCCCCAGCGAGGACCGUGCCGAUGGCUUCGAGGACGGGCCGCCCCACAAACUCUGCCCCCUGGACCAGCAGAAAUGUGAGUACGUGCUGCUGGAGCUGCUCUGCCACGAGCCCUGCCGGCCACUCCACCCAUGGCGGCGCCCACUGGGGUAA